UAAGUUCAACCUCCCUCAUACCCAGUGUUUUUUCAUCUCUCCUGGAAUCUCAUCAUGGAUAUCCCCAUCCAGUAUCCCUGGUACCGUCGGGCCUUCCCACAUCGGUUCUCUGACUUCUCCUUUGCAGAACCUCUCAGUGACUGGCCCCUGAUCUGGCCCUUCUCCUGGUCCUUCCCCUGGAUCCGCCCUUCGUUCAUGCGCUGGUUCAACUGGCCAGACAAUGGACACAGUGAGAUGCGCAUGGAAAAGGAUCGCUUUGUCAUUUAUCUGGACGUGAAGCAUUUUUCCCCUGACGAGCUGUCUGUCAAUGUCAGUGACGACUUCAUCACAAUACAUGCCAAACACGAAGACAGACAGGAUGACCAUGGCUUUGUGUCAAGAGAGUUUCUGAGGAAGUACAGGCUUCCUGCCGGCGUGUCAUGUGCUGAUGUCACUUCCAGUCUUUCAUCUGAUGGUGUGCUGACAAUCACCGCACCUCGGUCAUCUACCGGCCAAGAACGCAGUAUUCCUAUUUCCUGUGAAGAUGGAACAUCGAAACAGAAAAUGUAGAGCAGAACUUGACGCUCCUGACACUGUUUCAAUGCUAACCCCAUGUGCUGCCUGUUUUUAUAUUUAACCUGUCACAGUUUUAUUGGGAGUUCAGUACACAUAUAGAUGGGGCAUACAUGUCUAGAUGUCUAUAAGUGCAAGAGCCUUCUAAUAAACCAGUAUCUAACUCCUAACUCCCUCUUAUCUUGAUGUCUCAGCAAGAUAAUGGUGCGCUAAAACCAAAGAGCCCAUGUAACAGAGUGUAAUUGACGGCACAAUUAAGUUUAACACACACACUGUGGUGGGUUGCAAGAUAAAAAAAAUCCUGAGAGUUAAUUCUUCUAUUAAAAGCCUACAGAAUCACUCUUUAAACCAUACCUCUACGCCAAAAAUAUUCACACCAACAUGUAUGUAAAUGGCACAUCAAGGGCGUGUAACCAUAAUUUGAGAGGCAUUUCCUAUCUUCAUCAGGCAUUUGUUGUUGUAUGUUAUACAACUUACAAUGUCGAUUCUAGUCCUGCACUUUAGUGAAAAACUGUAAGUAUUUGUUGUAUUGAACUUAACAUGGCUUGCAGCACCUAUUAGUUUUGCAUGGAAAUGCUAAAAAGUCGGUAUAAGGGAGGGGGAAUUUAAAGGCUUCCUCUCAGAAUUGUCCACUGAAGAUAUAACUAAAAUUGUUAAACUUAAUUGUAUCUACAGUACACAGUACUGUCAGAGUGGGUAUGAGUAAGAUGCCAACUGUGCUUUGUUUAUUCAUUGAGAAUAGUGUUGGUUUCGGUAUGUGUAAGGAGGAAGGAGUUCUCUGGAGGCAUAUUCAGUCAUUUUUAGUUUUUUCACUAAAAAAAAAAAAAAAAAAAAA
Messenger RNA from Xiphias gladius (swordfish), 1387 nucleotides. RefSeq names its product alpha-crystallin B chain-like. Lineage: Eukaryota; Metazoa; Chordata; Actinopteri; Istiophoriformes; Xiphiidae. Gene Ontology annotation, molecular function: protein folding chaperone. The record is from RefSeq and is a predicted model, not a curated record. The transcript has 3 exons. Bases 55 to 549 code for a protein of 164 amino acids. Gene Ontology annotation, biological process: protein refolding; response to heat.